AUGACUGAUAACUCUGCCCUGUUGCAAGUGAAAUCUGAUCGUCGAGAGCCGUUCAGUGUGAUGCGUUCUAAUGCAGAGCUUUGGGCAACCUAUUCUGGACUGGACUUCAUACUUUCACAAUCAAAUGACUUUGUGGCCCGCAAGAUCGUAGAAAAACCCUUGAUGACACAUCAAGCGGUUGGCGCCUUUGGAAUCACACUGGAGAUGAGUGACCUGAUUGCCACGAGCGUGCCGACUGUCCGCUUUGUCAAUCCAGUCUGGACUGAAGCUGGGGUCAAGGUGAACAUUGAACUCACAGACCUAGAAGCCAAAGCAUACCUAAAUGUCUCUUCACCUGAAGCAUUCGGUCAACUUUCGGUCAAAGCCGCCGGCCUGUUCGAGGGUAGCUUCAACAUUGCAGUGGUGGACAAGCACAUCAAGGUUGGUGUCAGCAGCCUCGUUGCUCCUGAUCUACACCUACAGCCGACUCUGGAUGUAUCUUGUGUGAAUCCCGGCUUUUGGAGUUCUGUGCCCUGCGCAAUCAUAAGCCAUUUAAGCGGGCAUGUCCCUAGCUGGCUUGUGGACACCAUCCUGUACUUUACUCAGUCGCACGUGGAAGAAAUUCUUGAGCAAGUGAUUGAUGAGAAGCUUGAUGCCGAUCUACAUGCACUUCCGAGCAGGCUGCAGGUUGUAUCCUCUGAUCACGCCAACGUGCAGUUCGCAUUUAGACCGCUUGGCAUGUUUCAGUCUGAUGACCUGAAGGCAGCAUCAUAUCAAGUCCUUGCUGAGGAGGUUCCCCGAGCAGAAGAAGCUUUCCCCGUUCCUGGCCUUAUACUCCAAAACCACUCCACAUCAACCAUGUUUGCAAUGGCUUUCAGUCGCAGCGUCCCAAACAGUUUAUUUGCCAUCCUUCAUGACUCGGGUACACUCACCCACACAUUUUAUCCAGAGGACGUUCCCGACAGUAGUCCGCUUGGCCUGGAUACCUUCAGUCUAGAGCUUGCGUUCUACUGUCCAUGGCUUGCCACUAUAUACGCCUUGGAAUGUCCACUCUGGAGUCCUUGUCCGGUGUCAGCGACCAUUCAGACUUCUGGCCGGCCAUUUGUGGAACUGUCGCAUGGUGUCAACCUAAGCAUUCCACUCUCUGUGGACUUUCGGCUGCUCAUCGACAAUUCCUCGGAAUCAACAUUUCUGUGGCGGGUGAACACAACGGCUAGCGGAAUCUUGCAACCGUCCAUGACACACAAUGGUCCCUGUGAUCAGCUGCUCAAGGCUAGACUGACGGAGUUGCAUGCCACCUGGUUUGACGUCACCAAAUCCAUGGAUGACUCAUGGGUAGCGACAGCUCUUUCAAUCAAUCUUUUCCUGCCUAUGCUGCUAAAUGGACCGCUGCUGGACAAGAUCAACGCGCAUUUUGACGAGGGCAUUCGCCUCAAGCCCAUCCAUUUCGGAGGCUCCCAAUAUGCACUUUCAAAUUCAUUUGUUGAGGCAUCUUCGGGAAGAAUUGUUUUGUCCAGCGAUGUCUGGCUUCCUGAGAAAUGCCCAUCCUAA
Molecule: messenger RNA, 1530 nt
Organism: Symbiodinium pilosum
Lineage: Eukaryota; Dinophyceae; Suessiales; Symbiodiniaceae
Source: the annotation of a GenBank genome assembly